GACGCUGAUCCCAUUAUAUGCAGUUGUCACCUGGAUAUUGGUUCUGCCAGAAUUCGGAAAAACAGGCCGCCGAGGGGUGCGGACUCAAUCAAUCAAUCUUUUUCCAUUCCGUGGCCAUGGUGUGAGUUGGCGUAAAGGCGAAACACAGCUUCUAUAUAAACCACAGACAUCUCCUCCAGGUUCAAAAUCCUCAUCCACCAGCUUCAUCUUCAGCAAGCCAGUUCAUCCACUCAAGCCAGCCUUCCUUCAUUUUCACAGCUCCAGCAGCUUCGGACAAAAAGCCAGCCUUUUUCAUUCUUUUACCAACAACAAAGCUCAAACUUUUACCUCCAACUUCCGACUCAAUCAAUUGCAAGAAUGCAGUCUAUCGUUCUCGCCGCCCUUUACUUCGCCGCCUCGGCCGCCGCCGCCGCGACUACUACUUUCCCCAGCGCCGCUGGCUCCACCACUUUCUCGGAGCCAUACCGUGUCUCGGGCACUUACGAUGGUGGCAUGAAGCGUUUCGGACGCGGCCACGACUGCGACUCUGAUGAGGACGGUGGUGAGGAGGGUGCCGUCUUCAUUCUCGAGGAUGGAGCUACCCUGAAGAACGCCAUCAUCGGCUCUGACCAGCUCGAGGGAGUCCACUGCGACGGCACCUGCACGAUCCAGAACGUCUGGUGGGAGGACGUCUGCGAGGACGCGCUCACCCUCCUGCAGGAGUCGGGCACCUCGUACGUCAUCGGCGGUGGUGCGAAGAGCGCCAGCGACAAGAUCAUCCAGCACAACGGCAAGGGCACAGUCGUGGUUACCGACUUCUACGCCAACACCUUCGGAAAGGUGUACCGGUCGUGCGGCAACUGCAGCGGCAACGGCGGGCCCCGCCACGUCAUCAUGUCAGGCGUCGUCGUCACCGGAGGAACCGUCUUUGCCGGUGUCAACUCCAACUACGGCGAUACCGCCACCAUCUCCGACAGCUGUGGCGCUGCCCCCGCUAAGAUCUGCCAGGUCUACGAGGGCUGCGAUAAGGCUGAGGGUGACUGCGAGUCUGAGAAGCAGUCCACCGGUUUCGAUGGCGAGUCGUGCAUCGACGGUGGCAACAACAGUGCUUCUUGCUAGAGGAUUGGCGAGAUGUGGAUGGUGGUGGUGAGAAGGGUG
Molecule: messenger RNA, 1137 nt
Organism: Tricharina praecox
Lineage: Eukaryota; Fungi; Ascomycota; Pezizomycetes; Pezizales; Pyronemataceae
Product: pectate lyase
Exons: 2
Coding region: 358-1098 (246 amino acids)
Biological process (GO): pectin catabolic process
Cellular component (GO): extracellular region
Molecular function (GO): pectate lyase activity
Source: RefSeq, a predicted model, not a curated record